Branchiostoma floridae (Florida lancelet) is the source of this 1603-nucleotide messenger RNA. RefSeq lists its product as uncharacterized. The record is from RefSeq and is a predicted model, not a curated record. NCBI's taxonomy places the organism in Eukaryota, Metazoa, Chordata, Leptocardii, Amphioxiformes, Branchiostomatidae. The coding region runs from base 276 to 1322 and encodes 348 amino acids. The transcript has 7 exons.
UCCCUUGGGAACAGUCUUUGUCUUGUACGGCCUGCAUUGUAAUACAACUGCUUUGAGUGAAAACACGGGUAAACUGGACUUUGCUUCAAAGACAAAUACGUUGGAACCGAGUGAACUUUCAGUCGCACUGAAGUGUUGGGUAAAUUUCCGUUCUAUUUGAGCUGUUGCGGGGCUGGGCACUUUUUAGUUGUUAGUCGUGGGGGUAACUUUUCAGUCAGCUGUUGAGUAAACAAAGGUGACAAUGUGAGGUUACCGUCGCAAAGCAUACAUCCACAAUGUUCAAAGCUGCUACACCAAUAGGUCGCGGCUCUCGGGCGUCCACGGCCCCAGCUGCACCGGGUACCACACUGUCGUCGGGGAGAUCUUCUCAGCUGGGAUCACAGGUGGGGACAGCCCGCCGGCUAUUCACGCCAAACCAAAGAGUGAGGUUUCCAGUGAUUCCUGCGUCCUACGGUCCGACUCCACCCAGCUCUGCGUCUUUCAGUCCUCCUGGCUCCAGUCAGUUUUCCCCGCCCAGGUCCAAACCGGCCACCCCGAAAAUUGCCUUCCAACAAAUCACGCCACCCGGAUCCAAACAGCUGUCUCCACCUGGAUCUUACCAGGUGACUCCACCUGGAUCCAAACAGGUGACCCCACCUGGAUCCAAACAGGUGACCCCACCUGGAUCCAAACAGGUGACCCCACCUGGAUCCAAACCUGCUAGUCCCCCUGCUAAAUCGGCGUCAGCUGACUUGGAUCUCCCGUCCAGCAGGACGACGCCUGGACGCCGGCAAUCGCUGGAUGACUUCUUCCCCAAGAAACCACAGAUAUUUUGGUACGACAGGUACGGUUUCCCCAAGCACCUUGAGGUGAAGAAGUGCCGCCGCUCCCACACAGUGGACCUGCUGUCGGACUCCACACAAGUGUUCCCCGAGGCUUACAUCUUCCAGCCGUACUUGUUUAACAGGAAAGACGGCAGAAUCCAUCCUCCCGGAAGUACAGAGUAUGACUCUAGGUUCAAGUGGGUACCCUCCCCCUUCUACCGACAGCACUGGUUCCAGAUGAAACUGGUCGAGAGAGCAAAAAAUCCCCCACGACAUCCUUGGUCACCUUCCACGAUAGUGGAGUCCGUUCAGGAUGGAGCACCUGCUGCUCUGACGUCACCUGCAGAAACAUGCUGCGCCGCAAGAGGUCGCUGGAGUUGGAUCUGCAGGACCAGCCACGCCACAAGAGGUCGCUGUUGUUGCAGCGCCCACUGUGGUGGCCACACCGCAGGAACUGGCGGUGGCCACGCAGAGGUGUUCGACAUAACAACAGUAUCACAGACAACAGACGCAAUGUAGAAAAAAAACUCCGAAAAGAAGGUCCACGCAAUUUGAAACAAGAUGCUAGGUGACCCAAAACUAUGUCACUUCUUUCCGAGACAAAAAGCUAGUAACCAACCGAAAAACCAUGACCCUAACAUAUCCAGAAAGAUCCAGAACAUGAGAUAUCAAAACCGGAAUUUUUGCUGGACUACCACAGAGAGCCGCUUGUUGGUCCAUAUUUGAACUUGUUUUUUUAUUGACUGCAAUUCCAAGACUUAUUGUAAUGCAGCGUCUCUAAUUUUGCUGCCUAUUAUCAC